AUGGCCUCCGCCUCCGCUUUCCAGUUUACGAGUCGUUCGAUCGAUCACGAAUUCUGGAAGGACUUCAGCGAGGCGGAUUGCACAUGGCUGUACGCGCCACUGACGUCAUUGGCCAUUGAUCACGAGUUUUGGAAGGAGUUCAGCGAGGAAGACUGCACGUGGCUGUCGGGCCCGCUGGGCUUCCCUGCGCCUAUAGACACCUCCAUCGAUCACGCGUUCUGGGAGGACUUCAGCGACGAGGAGCAGACGUGGCUGUACGUCCCGGGGGUUGCCUUUGUUGAGCCCGUCGUGACUCUGACGUUCGGAGCUGCAGCUGCUGCCAGCAGCACUCCGACCAGCACCAGCAGCAACAGCAGCACCAGCAGCAACAGCGACGACAGCAGCAUGGCUAGCGUUGCCAGCAGCAGUAUCAUUCGCAGCAGGAGCAUCAGCAUCAGCAGCAGCAGCAGCAGCAGCAGCAGCAGCAGCAGCAGCAGCAGCAGCAGCAGCAGCAGCAGCAGCAACGGCAGCGACCGCACGAAGCGUGGCAGCAGCGCAGUGACGUGCAUGAGCAAGAGGCGGCAGCAGCGGCUGCACGCCGUUGCGGUGUGCGUGGGGCAGUUGAACGAGGACGAGCAGAGCACUGCGCGCUCCCCCCGUGCGUCGCUGGGCUUCUCCCCGCUGCGACCCACCAAGCCCGUGAGUCAGCCGCGCAGCAACACGCCCACGCCCACGCACGUCAUGGGUGCACGCGCUGCUGCCAGCACCGCUGAUGUGAAGACCGCUGCUGUCAGCAUCGACGUUGUGAAGAGUGCUGCUGUUUGCAGCCCUGCUGUGAAGACCGCUUCUGUGAAGAAUGUUCCUGGUAAGGCCGCAGCUGCCAAGGGAACGCCAGUCAAGGGUGCAGCUGCAGCUGCACCAGUCAAGGCUGCUGUUAAGCCUAAAGCUGCAGCAGUUAAUAGUUCGCCAGCCAAGGCCGCAACUGUGACGCCUGCAGGUGGUAAGAGUGUGGCUGUUAAGAAUGCUGCUGUUAAGCCGAGCCCAGUGAGGGUGCCUACAAAAGCAGCAGCAGAGAAGGUGAGGGAGCAGGGCAAUGGGAGGGCAGCACACACGGUGCGUACAGCAGCAGGGAAGGCGGCGUUGGGAGGGGUGGAGGCAGCAGGAGGGCGAGCAGCAGGUGUGGGGUCGAGUUCAGGGCGUGGUGGCGGUGGUGCGACUUCAAUCCCUAAGCCUGGGCAGAGCAGGGCAGCGCACACGGCUGCAGCGGCUAAGGCAGUGCAGGCUGCGCCUCACAGCACUCGCAACCCGCCUGCUGCAGCCGCAGCACUGCCGGCCACUCGCAUUCCCAAGCCACGCCUUGCAGCAUCCCAGGGAAGCAGAGAGGUGGAGGCAUGUGGUCAGCUGGAGGGCGGUCUGUGGGGAGGCUCGUGGAUGGGCAUGGCCAUGGAUCUGCUGCAACUGCUUUCAUUCCACUAA
Closterium sp. Naga37s-1 is the source of this 1455-nucleotide messenger RNA. Lineage: Eukaryota; Viridiplantae; Streptophyta; Zygnematophyceae; Desmidiales; Closteriaceae. The record is from the annotation of a GenBank genome assembly.